AUGCCCAAAAUUGUCAUGCCUGACUCUUUUGUAAGUAAAAUGGUGAAAGCAUUAAAAGUCAAAUCACUUAUUGUUCCCACACAACAAAUCAGAAUUGCAGAUGAUCUUAUGAAUCAGCUUGAUCAACAAGUCGAAGAAGAAGAAAUUCACCGCAAAGAAAAUAGAUGUGGAUCACUUAAUCGUUUCUUAUUUGAGAACAGUUCACAAGAGUGUGAUAAACAAGUGUUUACCGAACAACAACCCAUAAGCACGCAUCUAAGUGAAGAUUUAAGCAUGGAAGCGUCUGAUAACGAUACCAUUGAUGAUAUUUGUGUGGUUUCAAAACGGAAAAGUGGGGAAAUAAAAAGGCGUUAUAUUGAAGAAAGUGAUAAAAGCUCCCGUAUUUCAGAUGAAAAUUCAGAAAUAAGAACAAACAUUGAUGAUGUUGAUAAUAUAAGUACAAACUUAACAUCUUCGAUAUUAUUACCAAAAACAAAAAGACUUUAA
Messenger RNA from Entamoeba invadens IP1, 486 nucleotides. RefSeq lists its product as hypothetical. The record is from RefSeq and is a predicted model, not a curated record. The coding region runs from base 1 to 486 and encodes 161 amino acids. Lineage: Eukaryota; Evosea; Mastigamoebida; Endamoebidae. The transcript has a single exon.